Acanthopagrus latus (yellowfin seabream) is the source of this 2134-nucleotide messenger RNA. It is a transcript of the gene kyat1, whose product is annotated as kynurenine aminotransferase 1. Bases 444 to 1784 code for a protein of 446 amino acids. Gene Ontology annotation, molecular function: pyridoxal phosphate binding; L-kynurenine:2-oxoglutarate transaminase activity. Gene Ontology annotation, cellular component: mitochondrion; cytoplasm. Gene Ontology annotation, biological process: biosynthetic process. The record is from RefSeq and is a predicted model, not a curated record. The transcript is spliced from 13 exons. NCBI's taxonomy places the organism in Eukaryota, Metazoa, Chordata, Actinopteri, Spariformes, Sparidae.
CAACCAGCAUACAGGCGGAGAGUGGCAUCACUCCAGCUGCUUCUGUAGAUGCUAAUAUUAUGUUUUUUAGAUAUGAUAUGAUAUGUAUUUUUAUGUCUUAAGAUUAUAUAUAGAUGGUAUCUGAGCUUUCUGUGUUAGAAAUGUUUAAUGAUGUGUCAAACACGUUUAGCUAUCGCUGUUUUUUAAUGCACUUUUUCAUAUUUGGUGUAACAUCCUGGUAACUGCCGGGCCGUUUCUCGCUCCGCCCACACAGGAAGUAGAAAUGAAAAUACAAGGAGGUCGAAGGGGAGGUCCAAGCACCGGCGCACUCGAUUUUGGCGAAGAGAUACAUGUCUGCAGUUGUUGCAGAUCAGGCAAAACAACACAUUCAUAGGAAACAGUAGUGCACUGGUGUCUUUGUGGCUGAUAAGCCUGUGCGCUCUUAUAGCGAUGAUCAUAAAUUGAUGGGAUUAAUCAGGAAUCUUGCCACAAAUUGGACUGUAAUUCGACAGACUUUAAUAAGAAACCCUCAAAAGAUAAUCAUGGCAAGACAACUUCAUGCGAGCAGAACAGACGGUGUGGAUAAAAACGUUUGGGUUGAAUUCACACAGCUGGCGGCAGACUACAAAGCAGUGAACCUUGGACAGGGGUUUCCUGACUUUGCUCCUCCAAAGUUUAUCCAGGAUGCUUUCUGUAAAGCUGUGAGUGGAGGACCCAUCAUGCACCAGUAUACCAGACCAUUUGGCCACCCUCCUCUCGUAAGAAGUCUGGCCAAAUUCUUCAGUAGGAUUGUGGGACAUGACAUUGACCCUCUAGAAGACAUCCUGGUCACAGUUGGAGCUUAUCAGGCUCUCUUCUGUGCAUUUCAAGCUCUGGUUAAUGAAGGCGAUGAGGUGAUAAUUGUUGAACCGUUCUUUGACUGCUACCAGCCGAUGGUGAAGAUGGCUGGAGGAAAGGCGGUGUAUGUACCUCUGAGGCCGAAAGCUGCGAGCGGGGCCGUCCUGUCAAGUGGAGACUGGGUUCUUUCUGCUGAGGAGCUGGCCAGUAAAUUCACUCCACGCACAAAAGCCGUCGUUAUCAACACUCCCAACAACCCAAUAGGCAAGGUUUACAAGACUGAGGAGCUCCAAAUGAUCGCUGAUCUGUGCAUCAAACAUGACGCGCUGUGCAUCAGCGACGAGGUGUACGAGUGGCUGACUUAUGACGGAGCCGAGCACGUAAAGAUAGCCAGCCUCCCUGGGAUGUGGGAACGAACCAUCACUGUUGGCAGUGCUGGAAAGACCUUUAGUGCGACGGGCUGGAAGGUCGGCUGGGCCAUCAGCUCUGGGCAUAUUGUGAAACACAUGAAAACCAUCCACCAGAAUACGGUUUACCACUGCGCUACAGCUGCUCAGGAGGCAGUGGCUCAGGGAUUUGAGAGAGAAUACGAGGUGUUUGGGACUCCAGAGAGCUACUUCCAGCAGCUGCCUGCGAUGUUGCACCUCAAGAGGAACAAGCUGGCGUCGUGUCUGGAGAGUGUGGGUUUGCAGCCCAUCAUGCCACAGGGAGGCUAUUUUAUGAUCGCAGACAUCUCCUCUGUCAAGGUGGACUACAAUGACCAGAGCUCUGUGGACGAGCCAAACGACUUCAGAUUUGUUAAAUGGCUAACUAAAGAGAAGGGUUUGGCAACAAUCCCCGUCUCUGCGUUCUACAGCCCAGAGCACAGCAAGGAGUUUGACAAAUACAUCCGCUUCUGUUUUGUCAAGGAGGACUCCACCCUGGAUGCAGCAGAAGACAUCCUGAGGAAGUGGAGUCAAGGACAGUAAAGUCACCUGUGAUGAGAGGCGUUACCCGUCCACCCAGAUUUAAUCAAGCAAUCACUACUUAAACUGAUUUUGGGCGCCCUCCUCAGUUCAAUGAGCCAUACUGAGUGUUUCUGUUGUACAUUGUCACAGUAGAGGCACGAGAGACAUGAUGUCCACUUUCAGUAUUUCCUUGCCCUGUGACUGUAAAACACUCAGGUUUGAAAAAAAAAGCAGUCCUUUUAUUGAUCCUGUGCAAUUAUUUUAAACAGAAGUAUUUUUCAAUGUUAGAACUGAUACUCAGUCGAGAUAUUUGUCCUCAAUCUACCAAGUUAUUUGUAAAGUUUUAAUAAAUCCUAAUGUUGUAUUCGUCA